Messenger RNA from Meloidogyne enterolobii, 582 nucleotides. The record is from the annotation of a GenBank genome assembly. NCBI's taxonomy places the organism in Eukaryota, Metazoa, Nematoda, Chromadorea, Rhabditida, Meloidogynidae.
AUGCGAAGAUUUGAAAUAAUGAUUGGGUGGCAUCGUCUUUCAGCAAUUUAUUUUAUUUCCGGAAUUGGAGGAUAUUUGGCGAGUGCAGUAUUUGUACCUUACAUGCCAGAAGUUGGACCGGCAGGCUCUGAAGGAGGAGUUUUAGGUGCUUUAAUAGUUCACAUUCUCUAUAGUUGGAGUUGGCUAAAUCAACCUUUUCGUGUGCUUUUCUUGCAUUUAGCAAUAGCUUUUGGACUUUUUAUUCUUGGAUUUCUGCCUUGGAUAGGUAUUUUCUCUUUUUGUAGUUUUUUCCAUUUUCUCCAAAAUUUAGAUAAUUGGGCACAAGUAUCUGGAUUCCUUUUUGGAUCUCUUACGGCAAUAAUUUUGCUUCCAUAUAUUACAAUUGGUAAUGGAAGAGUUAGAAAAAGAAGGCCGUUAGUUGCUGCCUCUUUUCUUAUUCUUGCUUUUAUGUUUUCAAUUCUUUUUGCACUAUUUUUCUUCUACCAAAUUGAUUAUGAACCUCUUGCAUUGUUAAAUUGCCCAAUUCCAACAAAAAUUUGCGAUCACCAGGGGUUGAUAUUACGUGAUUGGAUUCCAAUUUAA